AUGGGUGCCUUGAGGACAUUAUUGAUCGCCAACCGUGGUGAAAUCGCGGUGAGAAUCUUGAAAACAGCCAAGAAGUUGGAUAUUCGGACCAUUGCUGUCUAUACCGAGCCAGACGCAGCUUCUACUCAUGUUCACCUGGCCGACGAGGCAUUUCUCCUCUCCGGGUCACCCUCAAAGGCGUACAUUGACGGUGACCAAAUCAUUGAGAUCGCCAAGCAAAACCAUGUAGACGCGAUUAUUCCAGGCUACGGAUUCCUGUCGGAAAAUGCAGACUUUGCUAGAGCUGUGGAUGCCGCUGGCAUGGUUUUCGCUGGCCCUUCGCCGGAGAGCAUCGAGGCUUUCGGUCUGAAGCACACUGCACGAGAUCUUGCCACAAAAGCCGGCGUCCCCAUUGUACCCGGCUCACAGGGUCUGGUGACGAGUGAGGAUGAAGCGGUAGCGAUUUCGAAGAAUCUGGGAUUUCCGGUCAUGCUGAAGGCUACGGCUGGCGGAGGUGGAAUGGGUUUGCUGACGUGUAACACCGAGAAAGAAGUUCGCGAAUCCUUUGCUACCGUCAGGUCUCGAGGGGAGGCCCUAUUCAAGAAUGCCGGGAUGUUCAUUGAGCGUUAUUACCCCUCGAGCCAUCACAUCGAAGUCCAGGUCUUCGGUAACGGCAACGGCAAGGCCAUUGCCAUUGGUGAGCGCGAAUGUUCAAUUCAGAGACGUCACCAGAAAGUCAUUGAAGAAUGUCCGAGUCCCUUCGUGACGAGAAACCCGGGCCUUAGGCAAAAGCUGUGUGAUGCUGCGGUCAGCCUAGCGGAGUCAAUCAAAUAUGGCUCGGCCGGUACUGUGGAGUAUCUCGUGGAUGACGAAACAGGCUCGUUCUUCUUUCUCGAAAUGAACACUCGUCUGCAGGUCGAGCAUGGAAUUACAGAACUUUGCUAUGGAGUUGACCUCGUGGAGCUCAUGUUGAAACAGGCAGAUGCUCAGCUUUCGGGCAACAGAGGCGUAGAGGCAACCUUCCUUGCCGGAAUUCCCGUUGAUACCCCGUCAGGCGCAGCCAUCGAAGCCAGAGUCUAUGCCGAGAACCCAGUCAGAGAUUUUGUCCCGUGCCCUGGAACCUUGCAGAGCGUUGAAUGGAAAGAGCUUCCCGGUUCUAGAAUAGAUACGUGGGUCUACAGAGGGGUGAAGAUAUCGGCCAACUAUGAUCCACUGCUUGCAAAAGUCAUGUUCCAUGCACCCGACCGGCAACAGGCCAUCGAGGGCAUGAGGCAAAUACUACUUGAAUCACGCAUCUGCGGCCCUCCCACAAACCUAGAGUUUCUGGCCGAGAUACUUGCUGCCGAGAAAUUCGUUGCUGGAAACACGCUGACCAAGUUCUUGGAAUCGUUCGAGUAUAAUCUGUCAGCUAUCGAUGUUAUCUCCGGCGGUGCCUACACUCUGAUCGAAGAUUGGCCUGGUCGUCCGACCUUAGGACGAGGCUUCUGCCAUUCCGGGCCAAUGGACCCUUUCGCAUUCCGCAUUGCAAACGCCCUUGUAGGCAACUCGGCCGGCGUCGAGGCGCUGGAAAUCACACUGAGUGGACCGGAGUUGCGGUUCCUAGGGCCAUCGAUAGUUUCUAUCUGCGGUGCGUCAGUUGAAGCCAAACUCGACGACAAGCCUAUCCGCAUGUGGUCAAGAAUUCAGGUAGCUGCGGGACAGCGCUUGAAAAUCGGAAAGACCACCGGAAAUGGCUGCAGAGCCUACCUCGCCAUAUACGGGGGAUUCCUGAACGUUGCCGAGUGGUUUGGAUCGAAGUCCACGUCGCCAAUGGUUGGCGUGGGAGGCUACCAGGGUCGGCAGCUUGCGCCGGGUGAUCUUCUGUCCAUUACUAGUCAGGUUCCAGAAGUCCAGGGUGAGCUUUCGAUACCGGAGGCCCUUAUUCCCAUGUACCCCGAUAGCUGGGAAAUCAUGGCCAUGCCGGGGCCUUACGACGAGGGCUAUCUCGCCCCGGAAAGCAUCGAUAUGCUCUAUGAAACGGACUGGAAAAUAUCUCACAAUGCGGCCCGCGGUGGAAUUCGCCUGAUUGGACCCAAACCCAAAUGGGCCCGUUCUGAUGGAGGCGAAGGUGGUGCUCAUCCGUCCAAUUUGAUUGAAUAUGGCUAUGCGAUAGGGUCUCUUAACUGGACGGGCGACGACCCCGUCAUCUUCCCUCAAGAUGGCCCGGAUUUCGGUGGCUUCAUCACUAGCCAUACGAUUGUGAAAGCCGACCUUUGGAAGCUCGGUCAGGUCAAAGCCGGUGAUACCUUGAAAUAUAGAGCGGUUUCGCUGGCAGAUGCCGUCGCAGCUCGCAAGGAAAGGGAAAAGUUUAUCUCUCAAAUCGAGGAGGGUUGUCGUAAUGGCAACCUAAGCGGCAUCAAGCCAGUGACUGAUCGCCUCCCUCCAGUAUUGACCACCGAGACUCGCGGGUCUGGUCUGGUUCACCAGAUCCAAGAGAAGGGAAGCCAGCCACUGGUAUCAUAUCGACAGGCAGGAGAUGACUAUAUGUUGAUUGACUACGGCCAUGGCUCUUUCGACCUGAACCACCGCUGCAGAGUGACGUCUCUCAAGAAGAUGCUCACCGAAGCCAAGGGAGACAUAACAUUCUCUACCGGACUAAUCUCAAUGGUUGGAUGUGGCAACUCCCUAAUGCUCUACUACGACGGCACCAAAAUCCCCCAAGCCACCCUCCUCACCUACCUCACCAGCCUAGAAACGCAACUCGGCGACCUCCGCCGCGCCAAAAUGCCCAGCCGCCUCUUCAAACUGCCCUUAACCUUCGAAAGCCAGCGCCAAAAAGACGCCCUAACCCGCUACAUAGAAACCCAACGUCCCUACGCCUCCUACCUCCCCGACAACAUGUCCUUCGUCGCAAAGAACAACGCCUUCACGAAGUCCGAGUUCGAAAACAUCUACCUCACCGCGCACCUCAUGGUCGUCUCCGUCGGAUUCUUCACUGCCCUCCCGCUCGCCUUACCCGUCGACCCCCGGCAGCGGAUGAACUGUCCCAAAAUGAACCCGAGUCGGGUAUACACGCCCGCAGGCUCGGUCUCGUGGGGCGGCAGCUGCAUGGCGCUGUAUAAUGUCGAUUCACCCGGCGGGUAUCAAAUGACGGGGAUGACGAUUCCGGGGGUGGACAUCCUGGGCUCGAAGCGCGGGUAUACGGCGAGUAGGCCGUGGCUGUUUGAGGAGUUCGAUCAGAUCACGUUCUAUCGCGUCGAGGAGGAUGAGUAUGAGCGGUUUCUUGCGCGGUUUAAUAGCGGGCGGUAUGAGUAUGAGUGGGAGGAGGUGGUGUUUGAUAUGGCGGAGCAUAAUAAGCUGCUAGACGAGACGAGGGAUGAGGUUACCGCGAUCCGCGCGAGACAGCGCCAGGCGCAGACGGAGAUGGAUCAACUAGAGAACGAGCUAUUGGAGCGGUGGGCGAGGGAGAAAGCGGAGAAGGGUGUGCCGGUGGACGAGGUGGAGAGUUUGCUCAAGGAUCCGGAUGUGAUGGCUGUGGAUGCGCCGUUGAAUGCGAAUGUGUGGAAGGUGGAGGUGAAGCAGGGGGAGAAGCUUGGGGAGAAUCAUCUCGUGGUGGUGCUGGAGGCGAUGAAGCUGGAGAUCGCGGUGAGGGCGGAGCCGGAGGUUGUGGGUGCUUCGGUCGAGAAGGUCCUGGUGCAGCCGGGGGAUUCAAUCGAGGCUGGGAAGCCGUUGGUGUUGGUGAGGAAGGCUUGA
Aspergillus melleus is the source of this 3711-nucleotide messenger RNA. RefSeq names its product bifunctional urea carboxylase/allophanate hydrolase. NCBI's taxonomy places the organism in Eukaryota, Fungi, Ascomycota, Eurotiomycetes, Eurotiales, Aspergillaceae. The transcript is spliced from 7 exons. The coding region runs from base 1 to 3711 and encodes 1236 amino acids. The record is from RefSeq and is a predicted model, not a curated record. Gene Ontology annotation, molecular function: ATP binding; metal ion binding.